Molecule: messenger RNA, 1272 nt
Organism: Penicillium lagena
Lineage: Eukaryota; Fungi; Ascomycota; Eurotiomycetes; Eurotiales; Aspergillaceae
Product: proteasome regulatory particle lid subunit RPN6
Exons: 2
Coding region: 1-1272 (423 amino acids)
Biological process (GO): ubiquitin-dependent protein catabolic process
Cellular component (GO): proteasome regulatory particle, lid subcomplex
Molecular function (GO): structural molecule activity
Source: RefSeq, a predicted model, not a curated record
AUGGCCACCUUGCAGGUCUCGCAGCGGAUAAAGCAAGUCCGGGAUCUGGCCAAACAGGACAAGCCCCAAGCAACCAGCAGUUACCAACAGAUCCUCUCUGAAGGGCCCGGGUCGACAGAGGCCUCGUCAAGAGAUUAUGAGCAGGCGUUGGUUGGCCUGGCCGAGCUCUACCGGGAUGACAAGAAGCCGCAAGAGAUCGCAGAUCUCAUCAAGACCAGCCGGGACACCUUUUCGUCAUUUGCCAAAGCAAAGACGGCCAAAUUAGUCCGCCAGUUGUUGGACCUGAUCAGUGAAAUUCCCAAUACCCUCGACCUCCAAAGCGCCGUCAUCCACUCAAGCAUCGAAUGGGCCAUUGCCGAACGACGGUCCUUCCUCCGACAGAACCUCCAAGCGCGUCUGGUGGCCAUUCACAUGCAGAAGCAAGCGUACUAUGAUGCUCUCACUCUCAUCAACUCCCUUCUGCGCGAACUGAAGCGGCUGGAUGACAAGCUUAUGUUGGUGGAGGUGCAGUUGCUCGAGUCGCGGGUGUACCAUGCUCUGGGGAACCAGGCCAAAGCCCGUGCCGCUUUGACGGCUGCUCGGACGUCCGCUGCCUCUGUAUACACGCCGCCUAAUCUGCAGGCAAGUCUGGACAUGCAGAGCGGCAUGCUGCACGCCGAGGACAAGGACUUCAACACUGCAUUUUCCUAUUUUAUCGAGGCGCUGGAGGGCUACAACUCUCUCGACGAAGGCGACAAGGCCACCGCUGCUCUGCAGUACAUGCUGCUGUGCAAGAUCAUGCUGAACCUGGUGGAUGAUGUCACGAACCUGCUGGGCUCGAAGCAGGCUCUAAAGUACGCCAGCCCUCGGCUGGAAGCCAUGAAGGCCGUGGCCCGCGCUCACGCAAAUCGGUCGCUAGAGGAGUAUGAGAAGGCUCUGUCAGACUACCGGUUCGAAUUGGGCAGCGACGUAUUCAUUCGCAACCACCUCCGGCGUCUGUAUGAUGCCAUGCUGGAGCAGAACUUGAUCAAGGUCAUCGAGCCUUUCAGCCGGGUGGAGUUGGACCACAUCGCCAAGAUGGUCGGGCUGGACACGCAGCAGGUGGAGCGGAAGUUGUCACAGAUGAUUUUGGACAAAGUCAUCAUCGGUGUCCUGGAUCAGGGCUCGCGGUGUCUGAUUGUGUACGAUGAAACGGAACGGGACCAAGCGUACGAUGCGGCGCUGGACACGAUUGAGAAGCUGGGCAAUGUGGUGGAGGGGCUGUAUACUAACCAGGCGUCGCUCCUGGAGUAG